Molecule: messenger RNA, 3423 nt
Organism: Andrographis paniculata
Lineage: Eukaryota; Viridiplantae; Streptophyta; Magnoliopsida; Lamiales; Acanthaceae
Product: kinesin-like protein KIN-14L
Exons: 19
Coding region: 218-3247 (1009 amino acids)
Biological process (GO): microtubule-based movement
Molecular function (GO): ATP binding; microtubule motor activity; microtubule binding
Source: RefSeq, a predicted model, not a curated record
UUUACCUCAGCUCAGAGAAAGUUUCGACCUCGGCCUAGCAGCAAUCCUCCAUUCCUCUCCUGAUUUAUUUGCGUUAGAGAUUUAGGGUUUUCUCUCUUUUUACGUGUUCAAGAUCGUUUGUGGAAAUAAAUCUUUGAGUAUGUUGUUGGAUUGUUCUCUUUUUUAAUAAAUUUCAUUUUCUUGAUACGUAUUCGAGCUCUGUCUCUGUCUCUGCGUAAUGCAUUGUGAUAUGAAAAAUGGUGUGAAAACAGUUGAUGAAACAUUGGGGUUAUUUGUAGUUUCAAUGGAGGAUUUAACAAGAAGAGGGGCAAUUGGUGGAUUGGAUUUGGCUUCGAGAAAGGCUGAAGAAGCAGCUUUAAGAAGAUAUCAAGCUGUCCAUUGGCUUGAUUAUCUUGUUGGACCACUUGGAAUACCGAGUCAGCCGUUGGAGAAAGACUUCAUUUCUUGCUUAAGAAAUGGAUUGAUCCUCUGCAAAGUAAUGAACAUAAUUCAACCUGGUUCGGUGUCAAAGGUUGUAGAAAAGUGUGGUCCUUCACCACUCUUGUGGGAUUCCCAACCUCUGCCAGCUUAUCAGUACUUUGAGAAUGUUCGAAACUUUUUGGUAGCUGUGGGAGAAUUGAAACUUCCCAAUUUUGAAGCUUCUAUAUUUGAAAGGGACAACUUGGAAGAAGGAUCGUCAACUAAAGUUGUCGAUUGCAUUUUGGCUCUGAAAGGUUAUCAUGAAUGGAAGCAAAUGACAGGAGGCAAUGGCGUCUACAAGCCACCUAAGUCACCACUGUUACAUUCAGCCAAUAGAAUUCAUGUGCGUACUCCGCAUUUGGUUCCUCAACAUUGUGCCAGAAAACUAGACAUGUCAGGAGGCAACAUUGGAAAAAUGCCACAGGAAAGUGAUAUCGCGAAUCUUGAAGCUAAAAUUGUCAAGGCCCUUGAAGAACAGUUGCUGUCCAGAAAGGAGAACAUCAACAAUAAUAUAGUUUCUUUAUAUUAUAGUGGAGGCUUGGAUACGGUCGACUCCAUCAAGAUUCUAACUAGUUGCCUGGAGGAACAAUUACGAAAAGCAUUUCCAGAGAUGAACUCAAGUAUACUGGACCAUUUAAGAGAGCAAAGCCGCUUGCCUGUGCAAUCCACAGUUGUGCCUCUUGCAGAUUUGUCAAAUGUGAAACGGAAAAAGUGUUGCAGAGCUUGCUUGAGGAAGGGUAGCUGCAAUCACUGGGAUCUAGUUGAGCAGCAAGAGAAGGAACUUUCAGAUAUCAAACGUUUGCUAUCAAGCGUGAAACAGGAGGUUGAGCUCCUGCAAUCCCAGCUUCACAGUGAUAUCAAACAACUUGAAGAUCAAGUGCUUGAAAUGUCCAGCGCCGCACUCGGUUAUCAGAAUGCUGUCAAAGAAAACAGGAAACUGUACAACAUGGUUCAGGAUCUGAAAGGAAGUAUUCGAGUAUUAUGCAGAAUUCGUCCCGCAUGCAAUCUUGAGGAAAAAAAUGUUAUUGAUUUUAUCGGUGAGGAUGGAUCUCUAGUGGUUGUGGAUCCAAAACAUCCACGGGAUAGAAAGCAAAUGUUUCAGUUCAAUCAUGUAUUCGGUCCAGCAGCGACUCAGGAUAAUGUAUUCCGAGACAUACAGCCUCUUGUCAGAUCAGUAAUGGAUGGCUACAGUGUCUGUAUUUUCGCUUACGGUCAAACUGGAUCAGGAAAGACACAUACCAUGUUCUGUCCUCCAGAUGCGCCGGGCAAUGAGUCGGGAAUAAGUUAUUUGGCACUGGACGAUCUUUUUGAUCUUUCUGAUCAGAGGAGGGACAUCACAAAGUAUGAAAUUCAAGUACAGAUGUUCGAGAUAUAUGAUGAACAAGUCUUCGAUCUUCUUGCUAAAGAUCCAGGCCUUAAAGAAUAUCCUUCGCAUUUACACAAGGUAGAGAUCCGGAGCUGCAUCCACAACAACGGCAUGGCUCUUCCAGAUGCUACAUUGCUUCCUGUGAAAUCUGCAGCCGAUGUUGCAGAUGUGAUGAGGCUUGGCGAACAAAAUCGUGCAUUUGAUUCCUCUGUCGCGAAAACAAGCCGGAAUUCACACAGUGUGUUAUCUGUCCAUAUACGCGGCGAAGAUGCUUCAAGAAGCACAUUUCAUAGCUGCCUCCGUUUGGUGGAUCUAGCAGGAAGUACCGAUAAAUCGCUCGCUGGUUUGGUCGAUGUUAUCACAGCAUUAGCAGAGAAGCACUCUCAUAUUCCCUACCAAAACAGCAAGCUCACUUUGCUUCUUCAGGACACCUUAGGAGGGAAUGCAAAGACAUUGAUGGUUGCUCAUGUGAAUCCCGAUGGCGACUUCAUUGAAGAAACCAUGAGAACAUUAAGAUUUGCUCAAAGGGUAUCAAGUGUCGAACUUGGUGCACCUCGUGCGAAUAAAGAGAGCAUCGAAGUGUUGGAGCUUAAGGCGCAGUUGGAGAGCCUCAAGAAGGCUUUUACCAACCAGGAAUGGACAUCGCCGAUGAGAAGAUCAAAAGAAGGAGCAAGAACGCCACCAUGUCAGAAACCUAAACAAAUGGCUGAUCAUAGAACACCUUUGCCAUCAAGACGAAUGAGCAUCGAAAACAGCCUUACCACACCAUCAGCAAGAUCGACGAAUGGCGUAAACAAAAGGGCUGUCAAAACCCCUCCUGCAACCACUUAUUCCAGUCGAAGAUCAAGCCUGGAAGGGCCUAGGAACAACAUGCAGAAGGAUUCUUGCCAGAUCAAGUUACUGGAUGCCGUAACACCAGAAGCGCGGCUUGAUGGAAAAUCGAUCGUAAAGACCUCCAGAACAAAGGAAACAAAUGCACCAUUGCUCAGCCAGAGGUCUCCUCGGAGUCCAACCAGUGCUGCUGUCCAAACUUCGGUGGUAAGAAUCGACACAGCAACAAUAAAGAAGUCUCUUCCAUCUUUCCAAACACCGAUGACCCAAAGAGACUCGAUCAUCAUCCCGCAACAACUCCAGACGCCUUCCACGGUGCAAUCCAAAGUGUCCCACACAAGAAAGUCCCUUCGAAACAUCGGAAAAUUGAUCAAAGGCUCCGACAAGAGGAAACCGAAACUAGCAGAGCCAGAAACACCGAGGAUUGUGAAGUCGCCGACUUUAUCGAAUGCAAGAACCUCAAGAAGACAAUCACUCACAGGUCUACAGCCACCAGGAAUAAGGUCUAGUGAAUAUGGCAUUGAGGAUAGGAAUGCCAAGACACCUCCCCCAGUUGGUUCUUCAUCAAAGUUCAUCAAAAGAUGGCUUUAGGAUCAUUACUGCGCAGGUUUUUCUUUGCUUUGUCUCGAAGCAUUCUUUAGGACUAACUCUCUCACUUUUAGAUGUUGAUGAUGAAGAAGUAGAAAUUACUACAAGAAUUCUGUCUGAUAGUGCCCAUAUCUGUUUGAGCAAUUUAUUUUUUGUUCAAUGGAUAUAUUGUAUUUGUA